CGGUCACCUAGACAUCCUUUGCUGUUCGAUAUAUACAUCGCGGAACAUUUGCCAAGAUGUCGGGACGUCAGCAGCGUGUGAUGGUCCAGCCCAUCAAUGUCAUCUUCAAAAACCUGCAGCAGCGCCAAAAAGUCGUCGUAUGGUUGUACGACAACAUCGAAAUGCGCAUCGAGGGCCGGAUAAUUGGCUUCGACGAAUUCAUGAACGUUGUUAUGGACGAGGCUGCAGAAGUGUACGUUAAGGAGGCGAAGCCACGGAGAGAAAUUGGCCGAAUCUUGCUCAAAGGAGACAACAUCACGCUUAUCCAACAAGUUGUAUAAGUCGUUGUCAUACAUCGCCUGUGUGUCGCUCUUUGGCCUUUGUCCUUGUAAUCACAAAUCCUGCUUGUUCCGGACAUCGGUCGCGCGGAAAGUUACCUCGUACGCUUGCGCCAAACAUGAAUUCGGAAUGCAUUAGAAUC
Molecule: messenger RNA, 460 nt
Organism: Punctularia strigosozonata HHB-11173 SS5
Lineage: Eukaryota; Fungi; Basidiomycota; Agaricomycetes; Corticiales; Punctulariaceae
Product: Sm-like ribonucleoprotein
Exons: 5
Coding region: 57-320 (87 amino acids)
Biological process (GO): mRNA splicing, via spliceosome; spliceosomal snRNP assembly
Cellular component (GO): U4/U6 x U5 tri-snRNP complex; U1 snRNP; precatalytic spliceosome
Molecular function (GO): RNA binding
Source: RefSeq, a predicted model, not a curated record